Molecule: messenger RNA, 1053 nt
Organism: Trifolium pratense (red clover)
Lineage: Eukaryota; Viridiplantae; Streptophyta; Magnoliopsida; Fabales; Fabaceae
Exons: 10
Coding region: 86-982 (298 amino acids)
Source: RefSeq, a predicted model, not a curated record
UUUAAUUCCCCAACUUCAACCGGAAUAUAGUCAUUAGUCAAAGACUAUGAUUAAUGGAAUUUGGAACCAUUUUUGACUGAUUAAUAUGGCCGCAGAAGCAAAUAAGAUCCGCAGUCGAAUUUUAGAGAUUCACAACUUCAUCAAAAACGACGAAGAAGAAUCAAACCCUUCAGAUUCCGCCGAUUUACUCCACGACUGUGCUCUUCAUGUUCAAAACACAGUGCAACAAAUUGUAUCCGAAUUCUCUGAUAUCGAUUCUUUACAAAAUUCCGAUUUCGAUGCUUAUGUAGAGUAUUUGACAAAGGAACUUAAUGAUGUAAAAGUUGAAUCCACCAAUGUAGCUACCGAGAUUGAGUAUCUUGCGAGAACUCGUAAGGAUGAUUCUAUUAAUUUGGAGGCCAAACUUGAAGAAUUGGAAUGUUCUUUACAAUAUAUUGCAUUAGAGGAGCAGAUGACAGCUGAGGCUAAUGAAGGAAUUGUUUCUCCAAUGCUGGAAGACACUGUCAUGAAUCUAGGCGAAAAUUUGGAGCAAUUGGAACUUGAGAGUAAGGUUGAUGAAAUGAAGGAGAUUCUGAAGACUAUGGAGUGUCUUCAGUGUGAGGUCAAAUGGUUUGAUGCUAUAGAUCAGAUUGACGAUGUAUUGACGGGUCUAAAAGUGCUUGCAUUUGACGAGAAUUGCAUUAGGCUGUCUUUGCAAACUUAUAUGCCAACGGCAGAGAGCAUUUCUUGCCUACAGAGAGUUGAAGAUACCAAUGAUGCAUCUGUGCAGAAUCAUGAGUUAUUGAUUGAAGUGUUUGAGGGGACCAUGAAGUUAAAGGAUAUUCAGGUUUUUCCAAAUGAUAUAUAUGUGGAUGACAUUGUUGAUACUGCAAAGUCUGUCAGUAAUUCCUCAUUGCAAUGGUUAAUACAAAAACUGCAAGAUAGAAUUAUACUAAGCACACUUAGGAGACUUGUGGUAAAUGAUGCUAAUAAAUCAAGGUGAGAGACUGUAAUAUAAUCCUUUCAGUUUGAUGUUAUUAAAUUUGGAUUAUGAUUUAAUAUUCUUUUCACUAU